CAGGAUACUGUUGCAGGCUGAUGGUUCACAUCUAGUCUUCCACGGGAACUCGUAUCGAUCGGAACAGUUUGGACCGAACCGCGAGUGUUUGUACAGAGUAUUCACUUUAAGGAAUGACAAGUUUUGCUAGUGACCCUCAUCAUCAUUGGGAAAACGUGAAUGGUCAUAUGGAAGCGCCGUUUCCGCCGGAAGUGUCACCAUUCACACCCAUCUGGAGUCAGGAUAACCCGUCGCCAAUGGUUCAUUAUCCGGAGCUGAUGGCCGCUGGGUUCCCAUGUGCCGAUUUGGCUAUUUGGCCCCGCCAGCAAGUGGGUAGCUUCGUAGCCCAGCGUUUGUCACCAAGAGGAGCCCAACCUGCGUCUCAUUCAUCGACCAAGAAAACACGCCGACGGGUUGCUUCGAUGGCACAACGACGGGCAGCGAAUAUUCGUGAGCGACGGCGAAUGUUCAAUCUAAAUGAAGCUUUUGACAAGCUGCGGAGAAAGGUACCAACGUUUGCGUACGAAAAACGCCUGUCACGCAUCGAAACGCUUCGAUUGGCCAUCACCUAUAUCGGAUUCAUGUCGGAAUUGCUGAACGGAACUCCGACGCACGAUGGUCGAUCGCCAGAACUAUAUCCGAAUUUAGUACAUCCGCAUCACACGAACCACAUGCAUCCGUCAUUUCAUCAGAGGGAGUACAUUUCGCCGUAUGGUUCUCAUACUGGUUGAUAAGGGAACUACAUAUAGAUAAUAAGUUUGUCGACUUAGAAAAUCGUGCAGAACACUUUUUCUGAUUGUUUUAUGAUAUUUAUUAGUUUUUAGAUGCCUGUUCUUCCAUUAAAAAUAGAGUAAAUAUAA
Molecule: messenger RNA, 839 nt
Organism: Malaya genurostris
Lineage: Eukaryota; Metazoa; Arthropoda; Insecta; Diptera; Culicidae
Product: protein Fer3-like
Exons: 4
Coding region: 114-710 (198 amino acids)
Biological process (GO): developmental process; regulation of transcription by RNA polymerase II
Molecular function (GO): DNA-binding transcription factor activity, RNA polymerase II-specific; RNA polymerase II transcription regulatory region sequence-specific DNA binding; protein dimerization activity
Source: RefSeq, a predicted model, not a curated record